This is a messenger RNA of Manduca sexta (tobacco hornworm), 1723 nucleotides long. The record is from the annotation of a RefSeq genome assembly. NCBI's taxonomy places the organism in Eukaryota, Metazoa, Arthropoda, Insecta, Lepidoptera, Sphingidae.
AUUUGUACACAUUUUUUUUUUUUUUUAUUUUUUUUUAGAAUAUUAAGUUUUUUUUUUAUAAUUUAUUUUGUUAUAAAUAAUUUAGUUAUUUUUUUUGAGUGAGAAUUAAUUUCUUUUAAUUCAAUUAGAAUUGUCAUAUCUAUAUUAUUUGAUUGAAUAACUUUAUUAUUUAUAAUAUUUGUUUUAUUAAUUUCUUCUGUUGUUAUUUAUUAUAGAAAAAGAUAUAUAUCAUCUGAUUUAAAUUUAAUUCGUUUUAUUAUUUUAGUUUUAUUAUUUGUUUUAUCAAUAAUUUUAUUAAUUAUUAGACCUAAUAUUAUUAGUAUUUUAUUAGGAUGAGAUGGAUUAGGUUUAGUAUCUUAUUGUUUAGUAAUUUAUUAUCAAAAUUUAAAAUCUUAUAAUGCUGGGAUAUUAACUGCUUUAUCAAAUCGAAUUGGUGAUGUUUUAAUUUUAAUAGUUAUUUCUUGAAUAUUAAAUUAUGGAAGUUGAAAUUAUAUUUUUUAUUUAAAUUUUAUAAAAAAUGAUUUAAUUAUAAGAUUUAUUAGAAUUAUAAUUAUUAUGGCAGCUAUAACUAAGAGAGCUCAAAUUCCUUUUAGAUCUUGAUUACCUGCAGCAAUAGCAGCUCCUACACCAGUUUCAGCUUUAGUUCAUUCUUCAACUUUAGUGACAGCAGGUGUUUAUUUAUUAAUUCGUUUUAAUAUAUUAAUUUUAAAUACUUUUUUUAUUAAAAUUUUAUUAUUAUUAAGUAUAAUAACAAUAUUUAUAGCUGGUGUAUCAGCUAAUUAUGAGUUUGAUUUAAAAAAAAUUAUUGCUUUAUCAACUUUAAGACAAUUAGGUUUGAUAAUAAGAAUUUUAAGAAUAGGAUUUCCUGAUUUAGCUUUUUUUCAUUUAUUAAGACAUGCUAUAUUUAAGGCAUUAUUAUUUAUAUGUGCUGGGGUAAUUAUUCAUAUAAUAAAUGAUAUUCAAGAUAUUCGUUAUAUAGGUGGAAUUAGAUUAUAUCUUCCUAUAACUUCUUUAUGUUUAAAUAUUUCUAAUAUAGCUUUAUGUGGAAUUCCUUUUUUAGCAGGAUUUUAUUCAAAGGAUAUAAUUAUAGAAAUAGUUAGUUUUAGAAAUUUAAAUUUAUUUGUAUUUUUUUUUUAUUAUAUUUCAAUAGGAUUAACUAUAUUUUAUACUAUUCGUUUAUUAAUAUAUAUAAUAAUUAAUGAUUAUAAUUUAUUAAGAAUUUAUAAUUUAUAUGAUGAAGAUUAUGUAAUAUUAAAAAGAAUAAUAGUAUUAUUAUUUAUAAGAGUAAUUAGAGGAAGAUUUUUAAGAUGAAUAAUUUUUUAUUAUCCUUAUAUAAUUUAUCUACCUUUUAAUUUAAAAAUAAUAGUUAUCUAUGUAAGAUUAAUAGGGGGUGUUAUAGGAUUUUUAAUUAGAAAUAUAAAAAUUUAUAGUGUAAAUAAGUUUAUUAUAACUUAUAAUUUAAGAAAUUUUUUAUGUUUAAUAUGAUUUAUACCUAGAUUAUCAACUUAUGGAUUAAGAUAUUAUUUUUUAAAUUUUGGUUAUAAUUUAUUAAAAAUUGUUGAUUUAGGAUGAAGAGAGUUUUAUAGUGGUCAGGGUUUUAUAAUUAUUUUAAAAAAGUAUUCUAUUUUUUAUAAUAUUUUUCAAAUGAAUAAUUUUAAAAUUUAUUUAUUUAGAUUUGUUAUAUGAAUAAUUAUUAUUAUAUAUAUAUUAAUUAUUAAUAUUU